Symbiodinium sp. CCMP2456 is the source of this 1422-nucleotide messenger RNA. The record is from the annotation of a GenBank genome assembly. Lineage: Eukaryota; Dinophyceae; Suessiales; Symbiodiniaceae.
AUGGUCGCUGAGCUGGCGGCGCUGGCGCCGCCGAAGUCGCCCCUGUGUAGGCCUAUGCAGCCCCCGGGAUCCGGUCGACCGACAAAACGACUGCGUCCUCUGCCUUCAGCUGCGGAGAUGCCUUCAUCCUUAAAAGCAUUGCUGCUCGCAGCCCUGCCGGACAAGCAACAGUUCAUUGAUGAGUGGCUGGCCGCGCUGGCUCAUCCAAACGUGUGCAUCAAUGAAGUGGCAGACGUCCAGCGCCUCGAUCAAGAGGACAUAGCGGUUCUGCCGGUACCUCCCCUGGUGAAAGGGGUGUUUCGCGACAUCUUGGCUUGCGAGGCAGAAAAGCAUCGAGAGCACACUGAAGUGUUGAAGGACACGCUGGCACGAAGUGAAGAGUUUCUUGCGCCACUUCGUGAUCGGAAUAUGCAGCCGCCGCUGGCAGAGUCAAAGUAUUUUCAGGACCAAAAGAAUUACAGACUUAUCCUCAAGAAGGAGGAGAUCGAGGCCGGCGUGCGGAUUGCUGCGAGGCGCAUUGAGACCUGGUGUAAAGGGGAGCGCAUCGUUCUCGUGGCAAUCCUCAAGGGCGCCUUCAUGUUCCUCUCAGAUUUGUGUAAGAACUUGAUACGCCCGUAUUCGGUGUAUUUCAUCGAGGCGUCUUCCUACAAAGAGAAGCGCUCGCAGUCAGGUUCCGUUGAAAUCACUGGCCCGGAUGUCGCAAGUUCUAAGUUCUGCGACACAACGACCAAAGCACCUCACAAGGUUGUCCUCAUCGACGAGCUUUUGGACAACGGGAAAACGAUGCAGGAGAUGAAGCAGUUCUUUCUGUCGAGAUUAUCAGCGACUCAUACCGAAAAUGAUGUUUUGACAGUAUGCCUCUUUAGCAAAGAGCGCCAACGUGAGUGGCCGGAGGCAGAUAUCAUUGGUGUUAGGAAUCUGCCCGACUUGUGGCUGGUUGGCUACGGUUUGGAUGAUCGUGGAACAAAGCGUGGCUGGACAGAGCUGUUCGCCAUCCCAAAGGUCAAGAUCAUUGAUACUUUCGAUGUGGACGAGGUUCAAAGGCUGCUGGAACACUUAGACGAGAAUGCGAGCCUGACGGGGCAGAUGGUCUUCGCAGGCUUUGAGCUCACUUACUCGAACAAACAGAAGUAUCGUGUUCACGGAUUGGACUUCCAGGGACCGCUGCGCUUGAAAGGAGCGAAGGCUUCACAGGCCAAAGCUGUCACCAGAGAUGACAUUCGCACGAUAUUGGAUUCCAUUCCGCGAGUCAAAGGCAAGUUCGAGCACGAACUGCAGUUCUCCUUCAUUCAGGAGAAUGUGGCUCUGGUCCCAGAGGAUGACAUUUUUGCUGGCAACAACCAGAUUUUCGCGGAGAUGCGCUGCCGGCUGCGAAGGCAAAUCCAAGCUGCAGCAGAACGUUUUGGCGUGAGGGGCCUCUAG